GAAGGAUCUAAUAUCUGCAACCAACAUAUUUCGUAAAAAUAUUAUUUAAGGCAGCCUUCAACAUGAAUUCCAACAUUCCAAAACUGUUUGCAACAUCAAGCAAAAUUCAAAUUAAGCAACAUGUGCCCAUUGGCUCAAUUAGGAAGGGUCCUCACGCUAUAGAACGCAGUUUAGUUCCAGACGAAGUUGUUAUUAAGCGUAGAUUCGGUAAUUCUAAUUACUUACUAAGUAUAGUGAUAUUUAAAAAUGCUAUGAGAUCUUGACGCGAACUUAAAUGAGACAAGGUGUUAGCUUGCACAAAUGACGCACCAAUCAACUUACCAGGAUAAUUUGGGGCAAUAUGGAAAAUUUUCUUGUCGAAGAACUACAAUCAACAUGCAACUGGUAUAAUAAACCUUUAGAAACAGCCUUAUACUACAAUCAACAAACCAUAAAUACUCCCUGCAACAAUUGCAAAGCAACACAAACAACAAUCAACAUUCCAUGAACUCAGACAAUUUGGAAAUUGAUAUCUUCUGGCAUAUGCGGAUUACAACAAUCAACUCAAACCUAUUAGACGAUGUAAAUAAAAAUAAGACUUCAUAUUCAAUAACUUAAUACGUGAUAGAAAUUUAAAGUUAAUUACUUUUUAAUCGAAAUUUGAACGUCUCGUUUGAAUUCACUUUAACGUUUGAAAGAUGAUCUUUAAAUAGUGACUGGAGACUUAAAUUUUAAUCUUUUUAACAAAACUUUACAAAGUUCUUUCUUAUUCUAAUCUUAAUAUAUAAUCUUGUUUUAAAAUUUGAAUUAAAAAUAUUUCGUUGAGUAACAAUUAAAUGAUUUGAAUCGUAAAAAAUACCAUUAUAAUUAUUCAACAAAAAGCUGAAAGCUGCGAUGAAAAAUUGUGAAGGUUCAAAGCCUUUGUUUCAAAGAGAUGAUAUCGUGGUGAAUCCGGAUAGUGCUAUAAAUAUCGCAGAAGAUAAAAGCGGAAAGCAAAUUCAAACUGAAAGUAGAAACAGCACAGAGGAUAUUUCAAAACGAUGGCGAAAAGAGCGCCACAUUUCGACUGAUUCCAGUAGUCCAGAGCGUUAUCGAAAAUAUCAAAACAACCAAAAGAAAGAAAGUGAAAUCGAACCUAGCGAUAAAACCAUUCGACGUACGAAAACGACGAAACCUAUUAGUGAUGACAAAUAUGCAGCUCGGCGUAACGCAUCACCAUCACCAAAUCAUCGUCGAAAAACCCCUGAAAAAAUUCCAUAUUUUGUAGACCAAGUAAGGGAGCGAGACAGAAUUCGUCGUAAAUAUGGAUCGACAAGAAAUAAAUCGCCUCCAGCAUCAUCCAAAUUUCGACGCAGGCGUAGUAUUUCAAGGUCACGCUCAAGAUCUCACUCUCGAGAUUCAUUGAAAACUAAACAACGUUCACCAGCUCGUCGCACUAAUUAUCGUCGCCGGUCAAUUUCAGUGGAUCGUGAAUGGGGUGGCAAUAGUAAACGCGAACGGGAAAGAGAAAAAUCACGCGCAGAUAAGGAUUUGCAUGGGUCACCGAGGCACUAUCAACAUAGAUCAGAUGAUCGUACCAAAAAUGUGCGCAGAUCCCGAAGUUCUCGUACACAUUCAAGAUCACGCACUCGUUCACGUGAACGUUCGUCGCGCAUAGGUACGCAAAAUAGCGAACGCCACAAAUAUCGUUAUAAUGAGAAUGAAGAACAGAAUGGGAAUGGCGAAAGAAAUCUGUCACAACCGCAAAUCAUAACCAUACCCGUGCCGGUUCCAGCGGAUUUUAUAAAUUAUGGUUAUCCAACCUGGCCAACUCCAACGCAGUGGGCACCACAGUCAUCACGCUAUGGUACUCCCACUUAUCCUAUGCCUGCCUUCGUGCCUGCUGUUUUACCACCAUUGCGGCACCCAAUGCCACCUUAUGGAUUACCUCCACAACAAAUACGUUACGGCGGACCUGGAUAUAGAUUACCUGCACAAUAUGGUGCAACACGCCCUUGGCGACCCAAUUUUCGAUCAAAAAAUACAUAAAUUAUGGGUAAUACACGUAGAUUAAAUUUGGAUACUAUAUAGAUAUAUCAAGCGUAAGAAUUAUGUGAUUUUACUCUUUGUAUUUAUUGUACCACAUUUGGUAGUUGCAGUUAAAAUUUAAUAACUUCUGGUGUGUAAUUGCAUACAAAUAGAAUUAAAUUUCUCAAUUUGUAUUUUUCGAUCGAAAGUGAAACUCAUUA
Bactrocera dorsalis (oriental fruit fly) is the source of this 2207-nucleotide messenger RNA. RefSeq names its product female-specific protein transformer. The record is from RefSeq and is a predicted model, not a curated record. Lineage: Eukaryota; Metazoa; Arthropoda; Insecta; Diptera; Tephritidae. The transcript has 5 exons. Gene Ontology annotation, biological process: female sex differentiation; mRNA processing. Bases 874 to 2007 code for a protein of 377 amino acids.